GCCGCGGGUCGGCCCCCGCCCACGGUGCUGCUGCUGGGGGCGGCGGGCGGCGGCAAGAGCCUCUUGGUGCGGCGGCUACGCCAUAUCCACCGGGCACGGGGGCACCGGGGGGACUGGCGGGGGCGGGCGGGUCCGGGCAGCCCCUUCCCCUCCUCAGCGCGAGUCCUUAACGCGCGGCACAGCUGAGCGCCGAGGAGCCGGCGGGGCUGGGCGAGCCCCCGGCCACGCUGCCCACGGUAGGCAGGGCCCGGCGGGGCCGAGGGGCGGCGGGGGGCGGCGGGCACGGCCGCACCCAGCCCAGCGCCUGUCCCGCAGGUGGGCACCAACCUGACCGACCUGCGGCUGCCGCGGAAGGUGACGGUGCGGGAGCUGGGCGGCUGCAUGGGCCCCAUCUGGCCCAGCUACUACAGCGAGUGCAGCGCUCUUCUGUUCGUGGUCGAUGCCUCCAACCCCACCCAGGUCUCCUCGUCCUGCAUCCAGCUGCUCUCCGUCCUUUCGGCAGCGCCGCUCGCCUCCGUGCCCGUCCUGGUGCUCUUCAACAAGAUUGACCUGCCCUGCUACAUGUCGCUGCUGGAGAUGAAGUCGCUGUUCCGCAUGCAGGACAUCGUGUCCUGUGCCACACAGCCCAUCACGAUGCUGGAGACCAGCGCCCGCGAUGGGACCGGUUUGGCCGAUGUCCUGCAGUGGCUUCGGGCCACCCUUGGAAACCCACAUUGACCCCGACCCUGCCAGGUGCCUGCAGCAGCCUAGGACAAUUUUGUCACCAAAGGAGGUGGCCAGAGAGCAGCUGCCUUGCAUGGUGCUGGGAGCAGGGCCUGGAACAGUGUCACAGGCUGGUGACAGACUGUAUCCCUGUGGGACUUCACAGUAAAACUCUGACCAAACUGUC
Messenger RNA from Corapipo altera (White-ruffed manakin), 889 nucleotides. RefSeq names its product ADP ribosylation factor like GTPase 16 (gene ARL16). Lineage: Eukaryota; Metazoa; Chordata; Aves; Passeriformes; Pipridae. The transcript has 3 exons. Bases 382 to 717 code for a protein of 111 amino acids. Gene Ontology annotation, molecular function: GTP binding; GTPase activity. The record is from RefSeq and is a predicted model, not a curated record.